GAGCGGGCCCCGCUGGACCCGAGCCACCCGCUCGCCGGGGUCCCCAACUUCGAGGACCUCCGGGAGAUGGAGCCGGAGCCCCUCGCGGGCAAGGCGGCCGAGGUGGCCGGAGGGCUUCAGGGCGUCUGCGGCGAGUACCUCACGCGGUGCGUGCUCUCCAAGACCUGGAACCUGCGCGACGCGGCGCUGCAGAGGCUGGCGCUGGACCUUCGCCAGGGCGCCUUUGCCAGCAUGCGCCCCGCGGAGCUGCUGCGCGGCCUCGUGGCGGUGCUCCUGCAGACGGUCCCGGACAGGAGCGUGCAGGUGUUCGCCUCGAGCGCGGCGUUGUUGCAGGCGGUGUGUCAGACCCUGCCGCUCCAGCGGCCCGAGGCGCAGGCCGCCCUCGAGCCCCUGCUUCCCGCGCUCGCGGACCGCCUCGCGGACGCCAACGCCCGCGCGAUCAAGACGGCGGCCGACGCGCACGUGGACCUGGCCAGAUGCCCCGCCGUCGGCGCGCCCUUCGCCACCAGGCUCCUGCUGCAGCAGCCCAAGAAGAAGACCCGCGGCCUCUCCCGGCCCGGCUCGCCGAGGCUCGAGGCUCGAGGCUCGACCCAGAGCUCGCUC
This is a messenger RNA of Prorocentrum cordatum, 603 nucleotides long. Lineage: Eukaryota; Dinophyceae; Prorocentrales; Prorocentraceae. The record is from the annotation of a GenBank genome assembly.